Pelmatolapia mariae (spotted tilapia) is the source of this 2524-nucleotide messenger RNA. RefSeq names its product polo-like kinase 1 (Drosophila) (gene plk1). NCBI's taxonomy places the organism in Eukaryota, Metazoa, Chordata, Actinopteri, Cichliformes, Cichlidae. The coding region runs from base 116 to 1864 and encodes 582 amino acids. Gene Ontology annotation, cellular component: kinetochore; cytoplasm; spindle pole. Gene Ontology annotation, molecular function: ATP binding; protein binding; protein serine/threonine kinase activity. The record is from RefSeq and is a predicted model, not a curated record. Gene Ontology annotation, biological process: mitotic spindle organization; protein phosphorylation. The transcript has 12 exons.
GUAAAAAAGACGUCUAAAUUGUAUUAUAGCUAGUUUUGAUUUAAAUUCAGAAGUGCAGGGAGCACGCUAGCUUCCAAGGCCAAACUAACGUCGGUUAAGAGCACUUUAAUCCAAAAUGAGCGCUGGUGUUGCAAAGCCGGCGAACCCGAUGCCGCACGUCGACCCAAAAUCGGCCACUCUAAAAGAAAUCCCAGAUGUUCUGGUCGACCCACGCACCAUGAGACGAUACACCAGGGGGAGAUUCCUCGGGAAAGGUGGUUUUGCAAAAUGCUACGAAAUUACAGACGUGGAGACAAAGCAGGUUUUCGCCGGAAAGAUCGUGCCCAAAUCGCUGAUCCUGAAGCAGCACCAGAGGGAGAAGAUGACUUCGGAAAUCUCCAUUCACCAAAGCCUCAACCACCCCAACGUCGUGGGCUUCCACGGGUUCUUCGAGGACGAUGAUUUUGUGUUUGUCGUCCUGGAAAUCUGCAGGAGAAGGUCCCUGCUGGAGCUGCACAAGCGUCGUAAGGCUGUCACAGAGCCCGAGGCCCGAUACUACAUGACUCAGCUGCUCAAGGGUGUCCAGUACCUGCACAACAACAAAGUGAUCCACAGAGACCUGAAACUGGGCAACAUCUUCCUCAACGACGACAUGGACGUCAAGAUAGGGGAUUUUGGCCUUGCCACAAAGAUUGAGUUUGAUGGUGAGCGGAAGAAGACCUUGUGUGGAACACCUAACUACAUAGCUCCUGAAGUGCUCUGCAAGAAAGGCCACAGCUAUGAAGUGGAUGUCUGGUCACUUGGGUGUAUAUUGUACACUUUGUUGGUGGGCAAGCCUCCAUUUGAGACCUCCUGUCUGAAGGAGACCUACAACCGCAUCAAGAAAAACAACUACACCAUCCCCUGGCACAUCAACCCAGCAGCGACCACCCUCAUUAAAAGGAUGCUGCAUGCCGAUCCCACCCAGAGGCCCACCAUUGCUGAGCUGCAAGCGGACGAGUUCUUCACGUCCGGCUACAUCCCCUUGCGCCUGCCUACGACUUGUCUCACGGUGCCCCCGCGGUUCUCUAUUGCCCCUUCCACAGCCACCGAGCUCAGCCAGAGACGCCCGUUGACGGCUAUAAAUAACAAAGUAGGGACAGAGAAGGUGGAGAUGAAGGACGAGCCUGCACCACGGGAGGUUGAACCCUCAGAGAACCAUCUCAGAGACAUGCUGCAGCAGCUCAACAGCAUCAUUGCUGCCAAGCCUUCUGAGAAGGCAGUCGUCCGUCAAGAGGAAGCAGAGGAUCCUGCAUGCGUCCCCAUCUUCUGGAUCAGCAAAUGGGUGGACUACUCUGAUAAAUAUGGACUGGGAUAUCAGCUUUGUGACAACAGCGUUGGUGUUCUGUUUAACGAUUACACCCGUCUAAUCAUGUACGCUGACGGAGACAGCCUGCAGUACAUCGACAAGACGGCAACUGAAUCCUACAUGAGUGUGCGCUCUUUCCCUUCCACUCUCAACAAGAAGAUAACAUUGCUGAAAUACUUCCGCAAUUACAUGAGCGAGCACCUGCUGAAGGCUGGCGCAAACAUAGCACGUCGGGAAGGAGAUGAGCUGGCACGACUGCCGUACCUUUCCCUCUGGUUCAGAACCAAAAGCGCCAUUGUGCUGCACCUCACUAACGGCACUGUUCAGAUCAAUUUCUUCCAGGACCACACCAAGCUGAUCCUGUGUCCGCUGAUGGCUGCAGUGACCUACAUAGAUGAGAAACGAGACUUCCGCACCUACAAGCUGUCUCUUCUGGAGGAGUUCGGUUGCAGUAAGGAGCUGGCGAGCCGCAUUCGUUACGCCAAGCUCAUGGUGGAGAAACUGUUGGACAGCAAGCCUUCUCCCGCUGCACAUUAGUCCCCAAGUGUCUUUAAUCACCGGCUGCUUCUCCGUGAGUUCAGGACGGGCUCGAACUGUCAGUCUUCAUCUGUUUUAUGGGUCAUGUUGUAAUCCUUUUUUAUUGCCAACUCCGACACUUUCACACCUACCGUGACCAUUCAUCUUAUAUAUGUUGUACAUGGAAAAUUCCCGUCUUUCAGCCGCUGUUUUCUCUUUUAAAAAUCUUUCUUGCUGUUUAUAGAAACUCUCAUUCACCUCUUGUUCUUGUAACUUUCUCGAUGAAGCUUGCGUUCCCGCUGACAGCACAGCACAGACGGUGUGUGUUCAGAUGAGUCUAGACGGGAAAACGUGAAUGUUCCCUUGGUUUACAUUGAACUUAAAGUUGGAACGGUCCUCCGAGGUUUCCUCUGCAUCUUUUGUUUGUACAUAAAGUCCUGCUUUUCAAACUCUAAGCUGAGUGGACAGACUGGGAGGUGGGAGGUUGAGACUCGGGCUGGCUGUGUGGGUGGACGAAAGCUUCACUGGUCUGCUUCUCUAGUUUUUUUUUCUGUGUUGUGUGUAGAGAAAUGGACCAUGUUAAUACGUCUGCAUCAUGUACAUUCUUUCUCUGUUUUACUUUUUAUAAUUCUAUUUUUAGAUGGCAUUUUCAACAAGUUGUACAAACAUGUACAUACUGCU